Aspergillus ibericus CBS 121593 is the source of this 1344-nucleotide messenger RNA. Its product is annotated as NAD(P)-dependent alcohol dehydrogenase. Bases 1 to 1113 code for a protein of 370 amino acids. Gene Ontology annotation, molecular function: zinc ion binding; oxidoreductase activity. The transcript is spliced from 3 exons. The record is from RefSeq and is a predicted model, not a curated record. NCBI's taxonomy places the organism in Eukaryota, Fungi, Ascomycota, Eurotiomycetes, Eurotiales, Aspergillaceae.
AUGGCAGCGACCGCCACAGCAUUAGUGAUGAGAGAGGUCAAUGGCCCUCUCAGUAUGGAGAAUGUCCACCUCGGUGAACUAAGGGCCGACGAAGUGCUCGUCGACAUCUAUGCAACCGGAAUCUGCCAUACAGAUCUCUCCUGCAUGAACGGGCAGCUGCCCGCCUCUGCGCCAUGCGUGUUCGGGCACGAAGGAGCUGGCACCAUCGUGAGAACCGGGGCGAAUGUCACACAUCUGCAGGCAAACGAUAAGGUGUUGUUAAGCUAUGCAUCUUGCGGGGCCUGUGACCAAUGCACCGGCGGUCAUCCAGCCUAUUGCUAUCAGUUUGUGCAGAGCAAUUUCGGUCAACAAAGACCAGACGGUAGCUUUACCCUAUCUUUCGAAAACGGGGAUCCCCUGCGCGGAAACUUCUUCGGGCAAAGUUCAUUUGCCAGCUUAGCUGUUGUCCAUGUAUCGUGCGUUGUGAAGGUGGCACCCGAAUCUCCCUUGCAUCUGCUUGCACCCUUGGGUUGUGGGUUCCAGACUGGGGCUGGAGCUGUGAUAAACACACUUGAUGUGCAACCUGGAUCCAGUUUAGCAGUAUUUGGGGCUGGGUCGGUUGGCAUGAGUGCUAUCAUGGCCGGAAAGAUGCGCGGUGCGAAAUCUAUCAUUGCGGUGGACUUGAAUCAGGAACGGCUUGAGUUGGCGAAGAAGCUCGGGGCAACACAUACCAUCAUCGGGUCUGAUGACGACAUCAUCCAACAUAUCCAGACGAUCUGCCCGCCCCUUGGUGUACAGUAUGCUGUUGACUGCACCGGUGUGCCGGCCGUCGUUGAGAAGGCGAUCCAAGCACUUGGGGCAAGAGGCAAGCUGGCCACCGUUGGUGCUCCAACCCCCGGCAAGACAGCCAAGGUGGAUAUAUUCGCACAGUUGGUCUUUGGUCGUCAGUACGUAGGAUGUUGCGAAGGUGAUUCACAGGCAGAAAAGUUCCUGCCCUACCUUAUUGAACAGAACUCGCAGGGGAACUAUCCGAUUGAGGAGCUCAUCACGACCUACCCGAUUGAUCAGUAUAAUCAAGCAAUCAGCGACAUGAAGGAAGGGAAGACAUUAAAGGCGGUGUUGUUAUGGAAGUAGAAUGUGCAGAUUACUUGGCGAGUAUAUGGACGCCUCGAAGACUUGAUAUCUGAUGAUAGAUGUAAUGAAUGUAGAUGAUGUUGAUGAUAUUGCGCAGCAGAAGGAGAGAGGUCCGGAAUUCCAGAAAUUGGGGAACGAAGACAACCGCAGACCCCAAUCACCUGAUCCCGACGGUAGAAACAUGGCUGCUGGUAAUUCUAGCUUUCAUCAUUCCGUGCCUAGUAUGAAUUU